AUGGCUACCUCUCUUCGAAUCGGUACCACCGCCCUGCGGUCUUCGGUCGCGAAGCCCGUGCAGACCGCCGCCUUCAACGGCCUGCGCUGCUACUCCUCUGCAAAGGCCAAGUCCCUCAAGGACACCUUCGCCGAUAACCUGCCGGCCGAGAUUGAGAAGGUCAAGAAGCUCCGCAAAGACUACGGUAACAAGGUCAUUGGCGAGGUCACCCUGGACCAGGCCUAUGGCGGUGCCCGUGGCAUCAAGUCCCUCGUCUGGGAGGGCUCCGUCCUCGACUCUGAGGAGGGUAUCCGUUUCCGUGGCCGCACCAUUCCCGAGAUCCAGAAGCUCCUGCCCAAGGCCCCCGGUGGCGAGGAGCCCCUGCCCGAGGGUCUCUUCUGGCUGCUGCUGACCGGCGAGAUCCCCUCCGAGCAGCAGGUCCGCGACCUUUCUGCCGAGUGGGCUGCGCGCGCCGACAUCCCCAAGUUCCUGGAGGAGCUCAUCGACCGCUGCCCCAGCGACCUACACCCCAUGGCCCAGUUUUCGCUGGCCGUGACCGCCCUGGAGCACGAGUCGGCCUUUGCCAAAGCCUACGCCAAGGGCAUCAACAAGAAGGACUACUGGAGCUACACCUUUGAGGACUCGAUGGACCUGAUCGCCAAGCUGCCCACCAUUGCCGCCAAGAUCUACCGUAACGUCUUCAAGGACGGCAAGGUCGCCGCCGUCCAGAAGGACAAGGACUACUCGUUCAACCUGGCCAACCAGCUGGGCUUCGGCGGCAACAGCGACUUCGUGGAGCUGAUGCGCCUGUACCUGACCAUCCACUCCGACCACGAGGGUGGCAACGUCAGCGCCCACACCACCCACCUGGUCGGUAGCGCCCUGAGCUCGCCCAUGCUCUCGCUGUCCGCCGGUCUCCAGGGUCUGGCCGGUCCCCUGCACGGCCUGGCCAACCAGGAGGUGCUGAACUGGCUCACUAAGAUGAAGUCCGCCAUCGGCAACGAUCUGAGCGACCAGUCGAUCAAGGACUACCUGUGGUCCACCCUGAACGCCGGCCAGGUCGUGCCCGGCUACGGCCACGCUGUGCUGCGUAAGACUGACCCGCGCUACGUCUCGCAGCGCGAGUUUGCCCUGCGCAAGCUGCCCGAUGACCCCAUGUUCAAGCUGGUCAGCCAGGUCUACAAGAUCGCCCCCGGCGUUCUGACCGAGCACGGCAAGACCAAGAACCCCUUCCCCAACGUUGACGCGCACUCCGGUGUCCUCCUGCAGUACUACGGUCUGACCGAGGCCAACUACUACACCGUCCUGUUCGGUGUCUCGCGUGCUCUGGGUGUCCUGCCCCAACUGAUCAUCGACCGUGCCCUGGGCAUGCCCAUUGAGCGCCCCAAGUCGUUCAGCACCGAGGCCUAUGCCAAGCUGGUUGGUGCCAAGCUCUGA
Molecule: messenger RNA, 1416 nt
Organism: Penicillium lagena
Lineage: Eukaryota; Fungi; Ascomycota; Eurotiomycetes; Eurotiales; Aspergillaceae
Gene: cit1
Product: citrate (Si)-synthase CIT1
Exons: 3
Coding region: 1-1416 (471 amino acids)
Biological process (GO): tricarboxylic acid cycle; carbohydrate metabolic process; citrate metabolic process
Cellular component (GO): mitochondrial matrix
Source: RefSeq, a predicted model, not a curated record